Molecule: messenger RNA, 1524 nt
Organism: Physeter macrocephalus (sperm whale)
Lineage: Eukaryota; Metazoa; Chordata; Mammalia; Artiodactyla; Physeteridae
Gene: DNAJC9
Product: DnaJ heat shock protein family (Hsp40) member C9
Exons: 5
Coding region: 122-904 (260 amino acids)
Cellular component (GO): nucleus; cytoplasm
Molecular function (GO): heat shock protein binding
Source: RefSeq, a predicted model, not a curated record
GUGACGCCGGCGCCCUGGGCUUUUUGCGCGGGAAAAGGGAGCCGCCCACCUCUGUUCUGAGCGUCGCUGGAGUCAGGUUGAUUUCGCUGAGGUCGCCGCCCGCUCCGCACCGCUGCCGGCCAUGGGGCUUCUGGAGCUGUGCGAGGAAGUGUUCGGCACCGCCGACCUUUACCAAGUGUUGGGCGUGCGGCGCGAGGCCUCAGACGGCGAGGUCCGACGCGGCUAUCACAAGGUGUCCCUCCAGGUGCACCCGGACCGGGUGGGCGAGGGCGACAAGGAGGACGCCACCCGCCGCUUCCAGAUCCUUGGGAAGGUCUAUUCCGUUCUGAGUGACAAAGAUCAGAGAGCAGUGUACGAUGAGCAGGGAACAGUGGACGAGGAUUCUGAUGUGCUCAGCCAAGAUCAGGACUGGGAGGCCUAUUGGAGAUUACUGUUUAAAAAGAUAUCUCUAGAAGACAUUCAAGCUUUUGAGAAGACAUACAAAGGUUCAGAAGAAGAGCUGGCUGAUAUUAAACAGGCCUAUCUGGACUUCAAGGGUGACAUGGAUCAGAUCAUGGAGUCUGUGCUGUGUGUGCAGUACACAGAGGAACCUAGGAUAAGGAACAUUAUUCAACAAGCCAUUGAUGCCAGAGAGGUCCCGUCCUAUAAUGCCUUUGUCAAAGAAGCAAAGCAAAAGAUGAAUGCAAGGAAAAGGAGGGCUCAGGAAGAGGCUAAAGAAGCAGAAAUGAGCAGGAAGGAGUUGGGGCUUGAUGAAGGAGUGGAUAACUUGAAAACACUCAUUCAGAGCAGACAAAAGGAUCGGCAAAAGGAAAUGGACAAUUUUCUGGCUCAGAUGGAAGCAAAGUACUGCAAACCUUCCAAACGAGGAGGGAAAAAAACAACUCUCAAGAAAGAAAAGAAAUAAUGGAAUUUUCUCUUCAGAAGUCCUUAGGUGUUAAUUGAUGCCAUCAUAGGCAAGGUGCCAUCAAGAUUUGAAGACAAAAGUUAACCCUUGAGAAAAGUUGUCUUUCAAGCCUAAAUUAUUCAGAUCAACUAUGUAAACCAAACAGAAUCUCUCAACCUGAUCUUUGUAUAUCCUGGAAACACCCUGACAUUCUGUGAGGUCCUCCUAUGAAGGAAUUUGGUGGUGAUCAUUGAGGGAGCAGAAGGGUAUAUGCUUCCUGACAGCACUCUUCUAUGGGUCUUCUGUAUAAGGAACUGUACCUAGAAUGCAGAUCUAUCCCUGCCACGUUUAGCAGUUGUCAUUUUGCCACACAGGAGUGAGCUGCAGGGUAUUCAGUGGUGUGUGUUUAUUAGAACAGGUACUCUACCUGGCCUUCAACACACUUGCUGGACGUCUGUCUUCCAAACACUUGCCAGUUUGCUUUCAGUCUUAAUGUUCUUGCAUAGACCCUCUCCUUUUUGUUUUACUCAACUAAGUUUUGCACUCUUUGCUUGAGGUUUAAAGGAGAAACAGGUGUUCAGAUAACUUCAAGCAUCUUUGUAAGAAUUAUACAUGAUUAAAUAAACAAGUAAAAAAAUGAC